This is a messenger RNA of Opisthorchis viverrini, 2511 nucleotides long. RefSeq lists its product as hypothetical. Gene Ontology annotation, molecular function: transcription corepressor activity. Gene Ontology annotation, biological process: regulation of transcription by RNA polymerase II. Bases 1 to 2511 code for a protein of 836 amino acids. NCBI's taxonomy places the organism in Eukaryota, Metazoa, Platyhelminthes, Trematoda, Opisthorchiida, Opisthorchiidae. The record is from RefSeq and is a predicted model, not a curated record. Gene Ontology annotation, cellular component: nucleus. The transcript has a single exon.
AUGGAUGAUGCGACACAAUUUACAUCCUGCGCUUCUAGUCGCAUUCAGUGCUAUCUGUGUGAUCUACCCCGCUAUCCGUGGGCCAUGCUGUCGGAAUUUUCGGAACCCGUAUGCCGAGGUUGUGUGAAUUACGAAGGCGCCGACCGAAUCGAAUGCGUCAUCGGACGUGCACGCUUGAUGAAAAUACAUCUCUUACCACAGCUGUUUUCCUCGAGGUUUCUGAUGGAACGUUUCGAGGGGCUGGCAAGCCAACAGCAUCAGCUGCUAAAUGGGAAGCCUGUGGAAAAUGAAGAAGACGGUUAUCGAAUCCCGUCAGCAGAGUCUGAGACUGGAACGGUGCGAAACCCAGUCCGGCUGAAGGCAUUUAAAUCUACUUCAUUGAGUGCGCCACGAGCGACUGCUUUUGACCAUUCUGCUAUCCAAAGAGCAGAGAGACGAACGUCUGUAGUUGAUCCAAAUGCAGUACAAGGUCAGUUCACCACUCAACCAUUUGGUUGUUUUCCGGAGAGUGUACUACGGUCCUUGUCGCUGCCUACGCAGAAUAAUUAUAAUCUGCUGGAACAAACGAAAGUGCCGCGUCCAUCGGAGCACGAUCGGCCAACCAGUUCACGAGCCAUGUCAGUCAGUGAUCCCAGGUUGAAAAAUACACGUGCGAAUUUGCCAAAGUCUUCUGAUCCGCACAACAGUGAUCCUAUUGGAAGUUCGAUGGAGCCACAUGCAGAUUUGACGACAGUCUCCACGGGAGAGGAACAAUCCGCGAGAUCUAAUAAACCAGAAGAAACAUUGCUAAAUAAAUAUGCACCAUUGAGGCUAGUUCAGACGGAGACAAAGGAUGCUACGAAUCUAAGUACCAGCGCACCCCUGAACGGUGUAAUAGUUAGUCCGACCCAGACGUCCCAACAAUCCGGCACACAACUUUUUCGGGAUUCCUGGGACGUACCGGAUACAACAGCGAGUUUAUCAACAGCGUCUACCCUUCCUACUUGGAACGGAAAUUUACUAACUGCGUAUUUGAAUCUUCUCAGUGGAAUAUUCCACUCUCCGUACGCCUUGAAUGCAGAACGCAGCCUGACAAAUAAUCUGAUGCAGUCAAAGUUGUGCAGCUUUAUUGCAAGUUCGUCCAGCCCACCGACAUCCGAUGCAUCCUUGAAGCUGCCCAUACGUGUCCGUUUACGCAACCAGCCUCAAGUUCAAGCCGCACUUCUCGGACUAUCAAACAUAACAGAGGAUACUGAUGGAAGUAACGUUGCGGCAAAUACUGUUUAUUUCGAAUUUCCCAUUGGAUCACACCACAUUUUCACGGGAGUUCCCGAACUUUUACGUCAAAUGGAUGGUGCAUUAAGAGAUACGACAGAUCGUGAUAUCAAGCUGGCUAUUGAAACUUUGGAAUACGAAGUUCCGAGGGGAAGUCCUACAACCUGGGCUCCUUUAAAUGACCUCAUGCAUGCUCUUGAUGAGCUCAUAGGGCAACAACAACCGCAUAACACGAACCCGAACAACAAGAUUUCUUCCACGUUUGUUAGCAACCUUGGCAACGAGUUUGUCUCAGCUGCGAAAUCAUGUUGCACUGGUGAAUCAGAGACUACGAUCCGGUCUGCACUGUCUGAACAAGUGGAAACUGAUAUGUUUCGGAAGCGUCCCAUUUUCUCAAUGGAUUCCUCUAUUUUACCCGAUUCAGUAGCGUCCAAACAACCGCGGCUACAAAAUGUUGACGAAACGAUGCUCUUUAAGAGCAGCUUACUUGGAUUACACCAAGCCUUUUUCCCUAACAUGCAUGCGAACACAAGGACCCGACUGCCAUCUGGAACACGUUCUCAAACAAAGUUUGUUUCAUGUAGUCUGUGCCCUCGUCAUUUGGAAGGAAGUCAUUUUGUUCAGUGUCCGGCCAAUCCCGAGCAUCGGUUCUGCUUUCAGUGCGCCCGGAAUUACGUCGAACGUGCCAUGCGUGCAGCUCAAUCAAGCCCAGAAGAAAUCAAUUCUGCACUUAGACAACAACGAAAUGUCGAAAUCUACUGCCCAAGUGGGAAGCUCUGUGUUCUACCCGGAUCAAAGCACCCUUGGGCUUUUGUCGCUUCUGAGAUUGCAGCAAUUAUCGGCAAAACACAAUUGCCGGAACCACAGCUAAGAGAUACACCGGUAACAUCCACCUAUGGACCGAGUGGCACGAGAUCACACAAGGACAUCGUAACAAAUAAGAACAACUCGGCCCAGACUUCACCAAGUUCUAAAGAGACAAGCGAUGAAACCUUAUCUUCCCAAAAGAACCCUCCAACACCCCCGACAAAACAACUGUCCAAAAGCGUCAAAACUUUGCCACCUGCAAAUAAAACGGAUCUUUUAGUCACUUCCAAAACGCGACCUUCCAAAGUUAUUCCAAAACUCUCCUCUACCGAUGAAGUUAAACCCAUUUUGGGAAAAUCAAUGCCUCAUGAAGAGAACACUUCUCCCGAAACGCAGACCACAGGCGUUAGCGGUUCACGAGAAACUACUCCAAUAGGAUUAGAAGUCUGA